CAGUCACAGGACAAUAAAACACUUGGCACCCUGCGUAAGCAGUUGCUUAGUUACAGUUAAACAGGACAAAGCCUCUUCGGAAUACAGAUCCACCCCGAUUCUCAAGCAGUUCUCUUGCAUGGACCUCGUUUAAAAAAUCUUCAUGGCUAAGGGGAAGAGAGCAAGUGGAGACAAAGGCACCAAGAUAACUUUAAAAAUGGCCAAAAAUGCCCUGAGAGUAACUCCAGAGGGCAAACUACGACUUGAUCUCAGCAACAUCGGCAUUACCGUGUUUCCCAAGUGUCUGCUAAAACUAAGGAACUUACAGGAACUUGAUCUGAGCCGGAACAAAUUAAAAACAAUCCCAGAAUUCAUCAGCCAGUUUACAGCUUUGCAUUGGUUAGACCUUCACAGCAACCAUAUUGAGCAGCUACCUGAAAGCAUUGGACGCCUGGGAUCUCUGGUCCACCUGAACCUCUGUAACAACAAACUAGACUCGACCGGCCUUUCACCUGAAAUAGGAAGUCUGAAGCACCUCCAGGUUUUGAACUUGGGUAUGAACCGUCUGACCACCCUCCCUCCCACCUUGGUUGCUCUAACAAACCUGACGGAGCUGAGCCUUUUUGACAACUUGCUCACAGAGGUACCCGAAUGCCUCCACGUGCUGCCCAACCUGAGGAAGCUCAACACAAAUCGCAACCCUGUGGCUUACACACUGGUAGACGGCAAUGCCCCCGACUGCGUAAAGACGGCGGGAAAUCUGUAUUUGGUCAGAGAAGAAGAUUUCUGCCAGCCUUGCCUAGAGAAGUGUAAGGAGGAAAGGCAAAGAUUCAGAAAGAACAAUCUGUUCGAUCACAGAUCACAAAGGAAGAGUCAUUUUUCAGGGCUGAUCACGCCAAACUCAGUAGCUCGAGGUAAUCAAGAUAUGUGGCGGCAAAAGACUCUUUUCUCACCUCAGACAUCUAAUAAAGGACACGCCAGACCUGCUGAAGAUACCAAUAAAUGGUCUUUUACGUACAACUGUUAAUAUUUGAAUGUCCACCUGUAUUUUAAUGAAUAAAACUAUGGCUUAGACAAUGUGAGAUGUACCUUUUGUGCAGAAUAUUUAAGUAAGGAAUAAUGUAUAGGCAGCCGGUUGUUACUGCAGAAAUAAGCCCUGACAGUGUGAUCAGGACCCGACACGAAUCGGAGGCUUAUUUCUGCCUGCACAUUAUCUCAUGUUUUACAUGGCUAUUUACCUCAUAAGUAAGGUGAGGAACAUUAAAUAUUGAUAAGACAACACAUUCAAUGUCAAGAACACACUAUUUCAUUUAAACAUUUGUAAAUAUAAUGUCAUAUAUGUUAUUAAAAGACAUUUAUGUAUAUAUUGUUUGUGUAAUAUUUAAAGGACAUUCCACUUUUUAAAAAAAAAGCUAAUUUUCCAGCUCCCCUAGAGUUAAACAUUUGAUUUUUACCGUUUUGGAAUCCAUUCAGCUGAUCGGUAACAUUUUUAGCAUAGCUUAGCAUAAUUCAUUGAAUCUGAUUAGA
Paramisgurnus dabryanus is the source of this 1506-nucleotide messenger RNA. It is a transcript of the gene lrrc18a, whose product is annotated as leucine rich repeat containing 18a. Gene Ontology annotation, molecular function: protein binding. Gene Ontology annotation, cellular component: cytoplasm. The record is from RefSeq and is a predicted model, not a curated record. NCBI's taxonomy places the organism in Eukaryota, Metazoa, Chordata, Actinopteri, Cypriniformes, Cobitidae.